AUGGGUUGUACAACUACUAAAAUAGCCCCCCAAUCACCUCAACCGAAAGAACAGCAAAGUUAUAACGACGAUGACAUUGACAAUAUACAAGAUGAUUCUGUUUUCUCGCCUAAAAAUAUAGCUGCUGACGAUAAUAUCAUCGCUAACAUUCCUGACAAAAGCGAUCAAAUUCAUAUUCAAGUUGCCGAUUCACAAGCAUUCAACGAUUCAUUUGUUCAACAACGUCAACAAGCUAUUAACAAUCGUUCUUAUCAAACGACUGUUCAAUCAUGGCAACCCAAAUCUCUACAGCAACUUACAGAGCUUAUAGACGCUUUUUCCAAAGGAAAAUCUUUAAUUGAUCGACAUUGGAUUAUUUUCUAUUGGAUUGCAUGUAAUAUCGACUACGAUACAGAAUCCUAUUUUUCAAAGAAUUAUAAAGAUCAAACGGCAGAAGGAGUUUUUCGAUUCAAGAAAGGUGUUUGUGCUGGCUAUGCUAAUCUCUAUAAAUAUCUAUGUGAUCAAUUAGGAGUUCCAUGUGAAAUAAUUAGUGGCUAUGCAAAAGGUUAUGGAUUUGACGAUCGAAAUGGUGCAACACCAAUGGAAACUGAUCAUGCAUGGAAUGCAGUUGAAAUUGAUGAUCAUUGGUAUCUAAUGGAAUCAACAUGA
Molecule: messenger RNA, 648 nt
Organism: Rotaria socialis
Lineage: Eukaryota; Metazoa; Rotifera; Eurotatoria; Philodinida; Philodinidae
Source: the annotation of a GenBank genome assembly